GGGGGGGGGGAAGGGGAUGCACAGGUUGCUAUAUAACCAAGCAGAGAGGUGCGAACUAUUGCACUGGCAAUCACUCGUAUCUGGACCCCAUCCCCUUUGCUUAUUCCGUCAGAGCCAUUUUAUUCAACAACCAUGAAGCUGUCUUCGUCCCUCUUGUUCAUCGCCCAGAUGGCCGGCACCGCCUUCGCCCUGAGCGGCGACGGGGCAAAGUGCCAGCUCAACAUUGAGUGCCUCAGUGGAUACUGCAUGCCUCACACCGGCUCUGAGGAGUACGUUUGCUGGGGCCAGCGCCGCAAGGGAGACUGGUGCAAUGUCAACUACUCCGGAAUUGUGUGCAACAGCGGUCUGAAGUGUGUCUCUUACCAAGGGAGCUGGUUCCUUGGCAAGUGCACUUAAUGUCUGCGUUGAUAGCUUUGGCGGUUCUCGGUACGCUUCACACAGUUGAGAGACACGGUAUCAGUGAACACUCCUAUUAUCUCGAUAGGACUGUUUCUUGUUUUUGUUUCUCCCUUUUCAACUCCCCCCCCUCCCCUGCAAUGUUCAUAAUCAUGGAUCAAUCAUGUCGAUGUGCGCCAUCGCCUCGUGAGCCGCGCACCUGGCUGAGUUCGCGGCCCUUCCAGGUGACAAUAGCUCAUAGUGGGGUUGGGAGCUUACAUGACAAGGAUGAGUCUAAGUGGUG
Messenger RNA from Colletotrichum acutatum, 679 nucleotides. RefSeq lists its product as uncharacterized. Lineage: Eukaryota; Fungi; Ascomycota; Sordariomycetes; Glomerellales; Glomerellaceae. Bases 133 to 396 code for a protein of 87 amino acids. The transcript is spliced from 3 exons. The record is from RefSeq and is a predicted model, not a curated record.